Sphenostylis stenocarpa is the source of this 960-nucleotide messenger RNA. The record is from the annotation of a GenBank genome assembly. NCBI's taxonomy places the organism in Eukaryota, Viridiplantae, Streptophyta, Magnoliopsida, Fabales, Fabaceae.
AUGAAAUUCAAGGCCUUCGUAACCGACAACGGUGUCAACCUCCUGGAGAAGCGGUUCCUCCCCGCCCUCGAGAAAACCGGGAAAUCGUGCCACCUCUACCUCACGCGCGACCACGCGCUCUUCCUCCACAACCUCCUCAACGGCGACGGCGUCCACUCCGUCGCGCAAUUCCGCAAGGAGGCGCUCUUCCACGACUACCGCAUCUCCAGCAACAACGAUGAUCGCAUCGCCUUCGCCCUCGACCUCUCCCUCCUACUCCGCGCCCUCCGCAGCGCCGUCGCCGUCGCCUCCGAGUACUCCGCCUCCGCCUCCUCCACGCGCCUCGAGAUCAAGCUCGUCAAGAAACUGUCCCCGAACUCCACCCAGCCCAUGCCGUUCCUCACGCUGGAAACGCGUGGGUAUAAGUCCGCUGUGAUUCAGGACAUUCCUAUCUCCAAACCCUUGUCUCGGGCGCAGGUUACCGAGCUUCAGAGCGCCCUUGAUUCGGCGCAGGAUCUCCCUCCAACACUCGUUCAGGUGCCUGAUUUGAAUCAAUUGUUGAACUUGGUGGAUCGGAUGAAGCUGGUGGGCGAUGUUGUGAAUGUGUUCAUAAGUAGACAUGGGGAUUUGAGUGUGCAAGUUUCGACCACACUGAUCAGUCUGGGUGCUGAGUUUCGGAGACUGGUGGUGAUUGGAGAGCAAACAAAUGCCCCUUCCGAAGAUCAAAAUCUCAGUGCUCAUGCACGAUCGUCAAGGUCCAUUUCAAGAGGAGAUGGACAAUCUGUGCAGGUUAGUGUGAAGCACUUCGCCAAGAGCCUUCAGUGUCACUUGGCCAGACCAGAUUCUGCUUUCUACGGGAUUGCUCCACAGGGCAGUUGCCUGACAGUAAUAUUUCAGUUCUUCAUUCCAGGUUCUCGCGAGACUGAUAAAUCAAUCAGCUUGCAUUGCAGGCUUCCUGUUCUUGAUCCUGGUUCUGGUUAA